Messenger RNA from Symbiodinium necroappetens, 329 nucleotides. Lineage: Eukaryota; Dinophyceae; Suessiales; Symbiodiniaceae. The record is from the annotation of a GenBank genome assembly.
GCCAUGGUGGAGAAGUGACCAGCUCUCUGACCAAGCAGUCCACACAUCUCCUUUGUGUGAACAGUGGUGCUAUGUCCAGCAAGUAUCAGAAAGCAAUCGAUCAAGGUGUCGUGAUCAUCCGCGAGAGACAGCUGCGUCAGAUGAUUGGAGAGUUGAAGCCUGAUCGUGGCAAUGUCUGCCUUGCUGCAGGGCAUAAGAUGAAGUGGGGCGUCAGCCCAGAGUAUGAUAGCUUUGUGUGCAAUCUCUGUGCUAAAGCCGAUUCUGGUCCUCGAUGGUACUGUGGAGCAUGUCAUGAUGACAUCUGCGGCACGUGCCGAAAGAGGAAGUAG